This is a messenger RNA of Macrosiphum euphorbiae (potato aphid), 2061 nucleotides long. The record is from the annotation of a GenBank genome assembly. NCBI's taxonomy places the organism in Eukaryota, Metazoa, Arthropoda, Insecta, Hemiptera, Aphididae.
AUGAACAACCACAGUGAAAAUGUCGAUAUUAAUUGGUAUCAUGGAAAAAUAUCAAGGGACACGGCUGAAAUUAUUCUAUUAGACCACGAGAGUAAAGAAGAUGGUCUAUUUUUAGUACGAGAAAGCAAUUCUGCAUCCGGAGACUAUGUGCUUUGUGUGUUACAAAACAAUGAAGUAGUGCACUAUCAAAUACGGCGUCAUGGUGAAGAUGCAUUUUUCUCUAUUGACGAACAAAAUAUAAUGCACGGGUUAGAAACAUUAAUUGAACAUUACUGUAAAGUAAAUGAUCCAAGCUUAGGAGUGCAACUGACCAAGCCUAUUGUCAAAGAUCCUCCACCUCACGAUACCAGGAGACAUGGACGUACUAAUCUCUUGCACAGAGCCAUUACACAAGCUAAUUGCAAAGUGGUUACCGAGCUGUUAAAAUGUGGGUAUCGGAAUUUAGAAGCAAAAAACCAAGAGGGACAAACUGCAUUGCAUUUAGCUAGUCAGAUGGGCCAUGAUCAAAUUGUAGAGAAACUCAUUUCAUGUGGAGCCAAUGUGAAUUGUAGAGACACAGAAGGCUACACUCCUUUACAUUUCGCUUGUCAGAACAAUUUAUUGAACACUGUGAAAAUCUUAUUGACGAUUGGCGGCGCAAAUAUUCAGUUGAGAAAUUCAUCGACUGGAUGGGUAGCUCUACACGAAGCAUCAAGCCGAGGCCAUGCAGAUAUUGUAGCUUUAUUGUUGUCCAUGAAUGCUCCAUCGAGGCCACGCACUUUUGACGAUCUUCUACCUGUAGACUUAGCACGUACCAAUGGACACACUGAAGUUGAACAAAUGUUGAAUGAGUUUGUUUCUCCUACGCCAACUUCGAGGAAAGAUCAAUGGUAUCAUGGCAAACUUGAUCGUCAUGAAGCCACAGCAAUAUUGAAAACAAAAGAUGUUGACGGUUGUUUUUUAGUCAGAAUGAAUAGGCAGAAUGGCUAUGUCUUAUCUAUGAUGUGUACUAAUCAAUGUUAUCAUUUCCAGAUCCAAGAUCGCGAUAAAUAUUAUUUUAUUGACAAUGGGCCAUAUCUGAAUUCGUUGGAACAUCUAAUACAACAUUAUAUAUUAUUUCCUGAUGGUUUACCGAAUAAACUAGAAGUGCCUGUAAGUCCAGCAGUUAUUCCACCCCUACCAAAAGGAUUUCCAUUUACAUUAAAAAAGCCAAAACCAAAACAUCAAACCGAAUUUCAAGACAAUAUUAUGAGGGACAAUUUGAUUUUAGAUGAAGUGAUUGGUGAAGGCGAAUUUGGUUCAGUUUAUAAAGGAACUUUUCAAAACCGAGAUGGUUUUGAAGAAAAAGUAGCUAUAAAAAUGCUACGAUACGAUAUGUCUUCAACUAAUAAAUCAGAAUUUUUGCGCGAAGCUCAUGUCAUGAUGAGUUUAAAUCACGAAUGUAUUAUAAGAUUAAUUGGCAUAUGUGAAGGGCCACCAUUGUUGAUGGUUCAAGAGCUUAUUGCACUUGGUUCUAUGUUGACUCACAUCAUCACACACCCAGAACUCAUCAGUCCAAAUUAUGAGUUAAAAAUGUGGGCCGCUCAGAUAGCUUCUGGUAUGUGUUACUUAGAACAAAAACGUUUUGUGCACAGGGAUUUGGCAGCCAGAAACAUUCUUUUAGCAGAUAGACACCAAGCCAAAAUUAGCGAUUUUGGUCUAUCGCGUACAUUGAAUGUUGAUAAGGACUAUUAUAGAGCUUCACAUGGUGGACGAUGGCCAAUUAAAUGGUAUGCACCUGAAUCAUGCAAUUACGGAACUUUUUCUAGUGCUAGUGAUGUGUGGAGCUAUGGUAUUACAUUGUGGGAAAUGUUUUCUUAUGGACAGCAACCCUAUGAAAACAUGAAAGGUGUUGAAGUAAUUGGUAUUUUAGAAAAAGGAGAGAGGUUACAAAAAACUCAAAGGUGUCCAAUCGAAGUUUAUAAAACAAUGGAGAUGUGUUGGGCAUAUGAACCCAAGGAACGCCCGACUUUUAGUCAGCUGUCAAAAAUAUUUGCAUCUGAUUCUGAUUAUGAGAAUUUCAAAGAUUUUAUAAAACUCUAA